Molecule: messenger RNA, 3865 nt
Organism: Scomber japonicus (chub mackerel)
Lineage: Eukaryota; Metazoa; Chordata; Actinopteri; Scombriformes; Scombridae
Product: apoptosis-stimulating of p53 protein 1-like
Exons: 23
Coding region: 135-3284 (1049 amino acids)
Biological process (GO): regulation of apoptotic process
Cellular component (GO): nucleus
Molecular function (GO): p53 binding
Source: RefSeq, a predicted model, not a curated record
UGUAUGGAGGUUUAAUGGGAGCAGAAGGGAAUAUCCAUAGAGGACAUUAAAAGGAGGAGAAGAAGAAGAGCAGCAGAGGAGGAGAAAGUUAUUUUCCUAACGGGACAGGAGGAGCACUGGACUGAGCAGCAGGAAUGUUGCCGGUGAUCCUGACAGUUUACCUCAAUGACACCCAACAGAUGUUGACAGAGGUCCCAGUAACCCCGGCAACCAGAGUGGUUGAUGUGGUGGAAUACUGUAAAGAGGCCGGCGAAGGGGAGUGUCACCUCGCUGAAGUGUGGAAAGGACAUGAGCGAGUUCUCCCCCAGGAGUUGUUAUUGUUGGACCUCCUUCAGCAGUGGGGAGCCAGGAGGCCGGAGGUCAGCUUCUACCUCAGACACUGCCCCCCCUGGACACAAGGAAGUCAGCAGCCUUUGGAGCAGAGUUGGACCACAGAUGCAACGGAGAGCGCUAAUGACAGGGUUCCCCGUGUGGAGCUGACCCUAUCUGAGCUCCAGGAAAUGGCCACAAGACAACAGCAACAAAUAGAGGCUCAGCAACAGAUGUUGGUCGCCAAGGAGCAGAGACUGAAGUAUCUUCAGCAGGGAGGCAGAUCUAACCAGGGACAAACACAGUCUGAAGCUGAGAAGCUGCAGCGGCUGAAAGAGCGAGUGGAUACCCAGGAGGCGAAGCUAAAGAAGAUCAGAGCCAUGAGAGGACAAGUCGACUACAGUAAACUGAUCAACGGAAACCUGUCUGCAGAGAUUGACCAUGUUAGCAGCCUGUUUCAGGAGAAGCAGGCAGAGCUGCAGUCUGCUGUGGUCAGAGUGGACCAGUUGACUCAACAGUUGGAAGAUCUAAGGAGAGGACGACUUCAACUGCAUUCUGUAGCACCACAUCAUGGGGCACACAUGGGACACCAUGGCACAAACACUGGCCAGAAAGGAUCACCCCUGUCUGGCCCUGCAGCCCUGGAACUGAGGAAGCUCUACCAGGAGCUGCAGGCUCGUAACCGUCACAACCUGGAGCAGAGCAGCAAGUUAGCGCAGAACAAGGAGCUGCUGAACAAGAGGAACACCCAGGUCACAGUGAUGGAUCAACGCAUCGGAGACUUGAGAGAACGACUGCAUAAGAAGAGAGCUGAGUUGAGUCGUAUGAAUGGAGGCAUCCUGUCCCCCCCUCAAACCUCUUCCCAUCCUGGCGUUGGAGUUUCAGGUCGAGUUGCGGCUGUCUGCCCUUAUAUCCAGGUUCCAGCUGAGGCGAGACAGGAGGCGGGCUACCCCCUGCCAUCUGAUCCACCACCCAAACCCACCCCUCUCAGCCACAUCCGCUCCCUCUCAGCAAAUGAAGCGUCAUGGCCUAGCAUCAGUAAGACUGUGCCCGAUUGGAAGACCAACAGUCCAGAACAGCAGCUUCCCUCUGGCUAUGGCACCUACCCUAGCGCCACCCACCAGGCAGCAGGGCAUCACUCUGCUACCAGUUCCCUGCCCAGAUCUGCUCCUGGUACGCUGGGCUGGCCCCGAACCAAUGCUGCCAAUGCCACCUCAUCCUCCUCCUCUUCAUCAUCAUCCUCUUCACAACAAAUACAGCAGCGCAUCGCUAUCCCUCCACAUGCUACCCAAGGCCCUGCCACCACCUCCCAGCCAUCUCCACUGUCCUCACAAACUGAGCGAACAGAUCCUCCUCCAGCGGUGGCUGUACGUCCCUAUGUCCCGGACCAUCCCUCCAGGCCUCAGUCCCCCAGGAAGGGCCCUGCGACCAUGAACAGCAGUUCCAUCUAUAGCAUGUACCUCCAGCACCCUCAGUCUAAAAACUAUGGCUCUCUCAGCAACCGGACAACUGUCAAAGCAGUCUAUGGUAAACCCAUCCUGCCCACGUCCUCCACCUCUCCGUCCCCUGUCCCUUUCCUCCAGGGAGGAGGAGGAGUAAGAGCAGGAGGAGAGGAUGUUACAGAUAAAGAUGGAGGAAAAGUAGGAGGAGGAGAUGGCAGUGAUGGGCAAGUCCUCCAUCCACCCAGCGUAGAUAACAUCCCUCGUCCCCUGAGUCCCACUAAGCUCACCCCAGUUGCCCACUCCCAGCUACGUUACCAGAGUGACGCUGACCUUGAGGUCCUUCGCCGCCGUCUCAGCAAUGCCCCACGACCUCUGAAGAAACGGAGCUCAAUCACAGAGCCUGAGGGCCCUCAGGGACCCAACAUUCAAAAAUUACUGUACCAGAGAUUCAACACGUUGGCGGGAGGCAUGGAAGUCGGUUCAGGCAACACUUUCUACCAGCCUGAAUGCAUUUUGGGCGACGUGGACAACAUCCAUUCAGCCAAUGGGAAUGUAGAACCUGGUGACAAGCAUAUCACUUUGGCAGCAGUGGAGGGCGAAGUUAAAAAUCUGAACUCAGACUCCCGCCGCUUGUCCCCUCCUUCUGUCACUGUAGAAACACCCAAUGAGACAGCACCGACAGUAGAAACUACCAAUAAAGUGUCACCAACGCCAAAACCCAGCCCACCCCCCGUACCUGAUAGGCCGGAGGACCGGAAUAAUAACAACCAGACAGGUUGUAGUCCUGCCCACAACAAUAUAAGCCGCGCCUCCCCUGCUCCAUCACCACCUGCCCCACCUACACUGCCGAAGACUAAGCGAACCAACCUGAAGAAGCCGGCAUCAGAGCGUACCGGCCACGGUCUGAGAGUCAAGUUUAACCCUCUAGCUCUGCUGCUGGACGCAUCAUUAGAGGGAGAGUUUGAUCUGGUGCAGAGAAUUAUAUACGAGGUGGAAAAUCCCAGUAUGCCCAAUGAUGAAGGUAUAACUCCUCUCCAUAACGCUGUUUGCGCUGGCCAUCACCACAUUGUGAAGUUCCUGCUGGAUUUUGGAGUGAAUGUAAACGCAGCAGACAGCGACGGAUGGACUCCUCUGCACUGUGCGGCUUCCUGUAACAGCGUCCACCUCUGUAAGAUGCUGGUGGAGUCGGGGGCGGCCAUUUUUGCCACAACAAUUAGCGACGUUGAAACGGCGGCAGACAAAUGUGAAGAAAUGGAGGAGGGCUAUACGCAGUGUUCUCAGUUCCUCUAUGGUGUACAGGAGAAGUUGGGAGUGAUGAACAAAGGCUUGGUCUACACUCUCUGGAAUUACACUGCCCAGCAGGCUGAUGAGCUAUCCUUCAGCGAGGGCGACGCCCUCACCGUGCUUCGUCGCCGUGACGACACUGAGACGGAUUGGUGGUGGGCGAGACUUAAUGACCGCGAGGGAUACGUCCCCCGAAACCUGCUGGGGCUGUAUCCAAGGAUCAAACCCAGACAGCGCUCACUGGCAUAAAGCCCAGAUCAGUAGCAGCCAACGUGCACGCUCACAGAGGCCGCAUGCACGCUGAGAAGAAGAAGAAGAAGAAGAGCAGCAGCAGCGUGUGGGCGCAGACAUUAGGCCAGAAAGAAAAAGAAGAAAGAAGUGACAGAGGAGCAGGAGGAGGAACACGAAGAUGAAACCUGCACCUCUGAAGCAACUUUUUGUUUAGUUUUUUGGUUUGUUCGGAUGUAACGCUGGAGCCACACAGCCAAAUAUAUUUCCACGUAGUUGUUGCAGAAAUUUAAAAAAAAAAAAAAAAAAAAAAAAAGAAAUCGCCAGAAUCUUAUUUUGAGCAAAAGUACAGUAGCUUUACAACUUUAAAGUGCAGCCGCAUGAUAGACACCGAAUACAAUAAAUAAAACAUCAAAUUCAUCAUUUGGAUGCAGCUUCAAGUUCCACCUCAGUUCAUCCAGCUCUGAACAUUAAAACAUGAGCUUUGAAUUAUAGGGCUCGAGCGACUACUCAUCCAAAUAUUCUUGACCUUUGAAUGUCACUUUAUAUUUUUAUGGUGUUAAUCUUGUAAAAAAAAAAGAGAAAAAACACAAAACACCCAG